GAGCACAUGUGUGGGAGAUCCAGCCUCCCUCUCUCUCUCUCCCUCUCCUACACACAUACACACAGCUUUACCCUGGAGAAGGGGAACCACGGCACAAAGAGCACACAAACACACACACACAGGACAGAGAUCUCCUGCGUCCUCUCCUGUCCUGCAGUUUAUGUGUGUCCCGCAGUAUCCGCUGUGGGCUUUUGGAGAUGCCGGACACCGAGCGCUCGCGUCCCAGCUCUGGACUGUGGAUUUGGGCUCUGCUGCUGUCUCUGUUCCUCUCGGGACGCUCUGGAGCCUGUCCUCCUCACUGCUCCUGCACCGGAUCCACUGUGGACUGCCAUGGACUUGCCUUUAAAAGCGUCCCGCGAAACAUCCCCAAAACCACGGAGCGCCUGGACUUGAAUGCAAACAACCUCACGCACAUUGGCAAGGAUGACUUCGCUGGCCUGAAGCACCUCCGAAUUUUGCACCUCAUGGACAACCAGAUCGUCUCCAUUGACAGGGGAGCCUUCAGUGAUCUGAAGGAGCUGGACAGACUGCGUCUCAACAGAAACCGUCUCCAGCAACUCCCAGAGCUCCUGUUCCUGAAAAACCCUGCUCUGUCCAGACUGGAUUUGAGUGAAAAUAACAUCCAGAUGAUCCCAAGAAGAGCAUUCAGAGGAGCUACAGACAUCAAAAACCUACAGCUGGAUAAAAACCACAUCAGCUGCAUUGAAGACGGAGCGUUUCGAGCCAUGAGGGUCCUGGAGGUCCUCACUCUGAACAACAACAACAUCAGUGCAAUCCCCAUUUCCAGUUUUAACCACAUGCCCAAAUUACGAACAUUCCGUCUGCACUGGAACUCUCUGCGCUGUGACUGUCACCUGUCGUGGCUCUCUCAGUGGCUCCGGCAGAGGCCAGCGCUCGGUCUUUACACCCAGUGCAGUUCUCCAGCGCACCUGCACGGACUUAACCUGGCAGAGCUGCAGAAGAAGGACUUCACCUGCGCUGGUGCUCUGGACUCCAGUCCUCAGCCGUGUGGUCUUGCGUCCGGCUCUUGUCCGCCCAUGUGCUCCUGCACCAACAAUAUUGUGGACUGUCGAGGAAAAGGUCUGACGGCAAUUCCAGCAAACAUGCCCGAGAGUAUGACUGAGAUACGACUGGAGCAGAACGGCAUCAAAUCUGUACCUCCGGGAGCGUUUUCCUCUUACAAGAGACUGCGGAGAAUCGAUUUGAGUAAUAACCAGAUAUCAGAAAUAGCUCCUGAUGCCUUUCACGGUCUGCGCUCUCUCAACUCACUGGUUCUUUAUGGAAAUAAGAUUACAGAUCUGCCGCGGGGUGUUUUUGACGGACUGAGUGCAUUAGAGUUACUACUACUAAACGCCAAUAAAAUCCACUGUGUCCGUGUCAACGUCUUCCAGGACCUGGAGAACUUAUCUCUAUUGUCCCUCUAUGACAAUAAGAUCCAGACUCUUGCGAAAGGCACAUUCGCGCCGCUGAAAUCCAUCCAGACUCUUCAUUUGGCCCAGAAUCCGUUCGUCUGUGAUUGUGGUUUGAAGUGGCUGGCAGAUUUUCUGAGGUCAAACCCGAUUGAGACCAGCGGCGCGCGGUGCUCCAGUCCUCGACGGCUCGCUAACAAGCGCAUCAGUCAGAUCAAGAGCAAGAAGUUCCGCUGUUCGGCCAAGGAGCAGUAUUACAUCCCAGGCUCAGAGGACACACGAAUGAAUAAGGACUGCAACAGCAAGCCUGUUUGUCCACCCAAAUGCCGCUGUGAAGCUACCGUGGUGGACUGCUCCAAUUUGCGGCUGACCAAGUUCCCCGAGCACCUUCCGCUUUCUACAACUGAACUACGUCUCAAUAACAACGACCUGUCUAUCCUGGAGGCAACAGGACUCUUCCGGCCCCUCACACAUCUCAAGAAAAUAAAUCUUAGCAACAAUAAGAUCACUGAGAUUGAGGACGGAGCUUUCGACGGAGCGUCUUCUGUGGUUGAGCUUCACCUGACUGCAAACCUCCUGGUGUCUGUGAGAGGAGGAAUGUUUCGGGGAAUGGACGGAUUACGCAUGCUGAUGCUCAGGAACAAUCACAUCCGUUGUGUCCACAACAGCAGCUUCUCAGGCCUGCAGAACGUGCGUCUGCUGUCACUCUACGAUAACCAGCUCACCACCAUCAUGCCCGGAGCCUUCGACUCGCUGCCAAACCUCUCCACCCUAAACCUGCUGGCGAACCCGUUUAGCUGUGACUGUCGUCUGUCCUGGCUGGGAGAAUGGCUCAGGUCUCGGCAGAUCGUGACAGGAAACCCUCGCUGUCAGAAUCCAGCUUUUCUUCGAGAAAUCCCACUGCAGGAUGUAGCCAAGCCGGACUUCAUCUGUGACAAAGAUGUGCUGGAGCAGGAUGUAAGCUGCAUCCCGAAGCCGCAGUGUCCCGAGCAGUGCACAUGUGUGGAUUCAGUGGUGCGCUGUAGUAAUAAACACCUGUCCGCUCUCCCCCGCGGCGUCCCACUCAACGUCACCGAGCUAUAUCUGGAUGGAAACGUGUUUGUGUCGAUUCCUCAAGAGCUCUCGGCCUUCAGACAACUGCAGCUGCUCGACUUGAGCAACAACAAAAUCAGCUCCUUGACCAACACGUCUUUCACCAACAUGAGCCAGCUGACCACACUAAUCCUGAGCUAUAACGCUCUGCGCUGUAUUCCUCCUCUGGUGUUUGGUGGUCUCUCGUCUCUCCGCCUGCUAUCUCUACACGGGAACAACAUCUCUGAGCUACACCAGCAGAUCUUCAGAGACGCCGCGUCACUUUCACACCUGGCCAUCGGUGCAAACCCGCUGUACUGUGACUGCCGGCUGCGCUGGCUCUCGGACUGGGUGAAGAGCGGGUACAAGGAGCCCGGCAUCGCCCGCUGUGCUGGACCGCAGGGUAUGGAGGGAAAACUACUGCUGACAACACCUGGAAACACCUUUCAAUGCACAGGUCCAGUGGAUGCGUCUGUGUCUGGGAAGUGCAGCCCGUGCUCGUCAAACCCCUGCCAGAACCAGGGCCGCUGCCACAACGACCCCCUUCACCAGUACAAGUGCAGCUGUCCACAGGGAUACAAGGGCAGGAACUGUGAGCUCUCCAUCAGCGCCUGUGAAGCAAACCCAUGUGUGAAUGGAGGAACCUGCAGACCUGAAGAGUCCAGAAGAGGAUUCAGGUGUGUGUGUCCUCUGGGUUUCGAGGGUCUCUUCUGUGAGCUGGACGUGGACGACUGUGUGGACCACCAGUGUGUAAACGGCACCAUCUGUGUGGACGGAGUGGGAAACUACAGCUGUGUGUGUGCGCAGCCCUUCUCCGGACAGAAGUGUGAAGAGUAUGAGGAAGAUCUCUGCUAUCCUGGACAGAAUCCCUGUCAGCGGGGCUCCACCUGUAUACCCACCGUCAGCGGACCCAAGUGCAUCUGUCCGCCUGGUUUCGUGGGUGACGACUGCAGUGUGGACUAUAACGAGUGUGAGGGCCAUUACUGCCAGAAUGGGGCCCGCUGUGUGGAUCAUGUGGCUGGAUACACAUGUGUGUGUCCAGCAGGCUACAGUGGUCGCCUGUGUGAAGCGUCUGUGUCGGCCUGUGAUCUGCUGCAGUGUGUGAACGGCGCCCCCUGUGAGGAGAUUUCUGGCACUGCAGUCUGUCAGUGUCUGCCGGGCUUCAACGGCCUGCGCUGUGAGAAACUGCUGAGUGUCAACUUCAUCGACAGAGACUCAUAUCUGCUGCUGCUGAGAGAUGCUACACAAUCUACACACAACAACAUCACGCUACAGGUCUCCACAGCCGAAGACAACGGGAUUCUUCUCUACAAUGGUGUUAAUGAGCACAUCGCUGUGGAGCUGCAUGACGGCCAUGUUAAAGUGACCUACGACGCUGGACGGCAACCCGGAAGCACCAUUUACAGCUCUGAAAUAGUGAACGAUGGACAGUUUCACACUGUUGAAUUGGUUACUUAUGAACGGAUGGUCAAUCUUUCCAUCGAUGGAGGACUUCCCACAACUCUGGACAGUUCAGGACACAUCCAGCCGCUCACCAGAGACGCCCCGCUAUAUGUAGGCGGUAUGCCCGAAAAUGCCAAGUCGCUGUCAUCUAACCACUGGCCCCCAGUGAACGGAUCCAGUUUUCAAGGCUGCAUCCGAAACCUGUACAUCAACAAUGAGCUGCAGGAUUUCACACAGACUCAGAUGAAGCCCGGUGUGGUGCCCGGCUGUCAGGCCUGCCAGGAGCUGCUCUGUGUGAACGGACUGUGCCAGCCGGACUCCGCCAUCGGCCCAGUGUGCCACUGUCAGCCAGGAUGGGGCGGAAAACACUGUGACCAGAUCCUGCUCACUGCUGCCGCUGCCACAAACCCCUGCCAGAAACACAAGUGUGUUCAUGGCGUGUGUGUAGCAGUGGACCUGCAGUCGUAUCGCUGUGAGUGUGUGGAGGGUUUUCACGGGCAGCUCUGCAGUCAGCAGGAUCCCUGUACAGCUCUCUCAUGCCAACACGGCCUGUGCCAGAUCUCUCCGACGGGACAGCCGCAGUGUGUGUGUGACAGCGGAUACAGCGGACAGCUCUGUGACAUCGUGUCUCCGUGUCAAGGCGAGCCUGUGCGGGAUUUUCAUCGUGUUCAGCGAGGCGAUGUUCAAUGCCGCAGCACACUGCCGAUGUCCUGGACGGAGUGUCGAGGCGGAUGCAGAGCGGAUUCGGGAUUGUGUUGUGUCGGUUUGAGAGUACGCCGCAGACGCUACGGUUUCGAGUGCGACGACGGCACAACUUUCACACAGGAGGUCGAAAAGACAGUGGAGUGUGGCUGUGGAAAGUGCGUGUAGCGUGAUUUUUGUAUCCGUUUACCAUGGAGAAUAACAUCUGUGAGGUAGUUUGAAGAAUGGUUUAAAGACACGAUGGUAACCCUUGCAUGUGAAUGAUGAAUUAUGGGGACUCGCUGCUGUCGGAUCAUUUAAUAUAACAGUUGGAGCUUAGAUGUAAGGAUGCAGUUUAACAGGCGGCAGGAUUUAUAGUAUUUAAUAAUAUAAUUGUAAAUGAUCGGGCUAACAUUGCUUUUUGAUUGUAAUAUACAUGCGCCUUUUAAUUUUCAUAUAGUAUUUUUGUAUGUUGAGCACCGACAUUGGUGAUGUACAAUUUUUUACCUUGUAGUGUUUGUUUUAAUUCACUCUAUGACAGUAGGGUUUGUUUACCAUCAUUUACGGCAGUCUCAUAUGUGUUUUUUGUGUUUGCAAGUGUUUCUAUUUAUUUUAUUAAAGGUUUUGCCUCUUUAAAAAUGA
This is a messenger RNA of Danio rerio (zebrafish), 5246 nucleotides long. Lineage: Eukaryota; Metazoa; Chordata; Actinopteri; Cypriniformes; Danionidae. The record is from RefSeq and is a predicted model, not a curated record.